GUGGCUUUUCCUGUGUUUGUAAACUGAGCUAAGGUGGAAUAAAAGCGGAAUUGUGCACAGUUAAGGUGUUGGCGACAUGGCUUUCAAAUGACAGAGUACUGUCGAAUACAACGCCAAGAUUCUUUGCUGAUGACGAGGAUUUUAUGGGGCAUCCGUCAAUCGUUAAGCAGUAUUCUUGGUUGUUACGCAUAGCAGUUUUCGGUCCAGGAAAAACAUCAGUGCCAGAUGAUAAAGGCCGGAAAGACAUAGUGUGUAAUCCCUGGUCUUGACUGACGUCUCAUCUACACACCUCACCUGUCUUGCACCUGCUGUCCAAAGCCAUGUCACACAUGCCAGGCAGCUCUGUCCGUGACCAUAUGAAAUGGGCAGGGCUGUUAGGGUGUGAAGCAGUCUUGUCCAGCAUGGCUUUGAUGCAGGCCAGCUCUAUCACUGCUCCUAAAAAGAUUAUGUCAUCGUUGGGUCCAGCCUCAGGCCAUGGCUCGGCUCAGCGGGAUGCACAGGAUCGCGGUAUGCAAGGACACAUGGUCUUGCCAACGGGCAUGUCCUGUUCCCCACUGCUGCUGCGCAAGGAUGGUGAUUUUACUGCUCCCCGACUACUGGAUGAGAAGGAAAUGCGACCCAGUGAAGACAUGCAGCUAAAGAAAAAGAACAGGAAAUCGGGAACACCCUGUAAAAUGAGAGAGCACGAUGGGCGAGCAGGAAAGGGAGUUGUAGAUGAAAAUGGGAAUUGUCCACUUUCCAAGGUGCAGAAAAACUUUAUCUGUGAUCACUGUUACGGAGCUUUCAGGAGUGGAUAUCACCUGAAGAGACACAUUCUCAUUCAUACCGGAGAAAAGCCGUUUGCAUGUGCCGUAUGUGACAUGAGAUUUAUUCAGCGUUACCACUUGGAGCGACACAGCCUUACUCACACAGGGGUGAAGCCGUAUGCUUGUUCCAUGUGUGACAUGCGGUUUUUCCAACGUUACCACUUGGAGAGGCACAGCCUCACUCAUACGGGGAUCAAACCUUACGCUUGCUCCAUGUGCGACAUGCGAUUUUUCCAACGAUACCAUCUUCAGCGACACAGCCUCAUUCAUACGGGGGUGAAGCCGUAUGCUUGCUCCAUGUGUGACAGGCGUUUUUUCCAACGUUAUCAUCUGCAGAGACACAGCCUCACUCAUACGGGGGUGAAGCCGUAUGCUUGCACCAUGUGUGACAUGCGUUUUUUUCAACGCUACCAUCUCCAGAGACACAGCCUUACCCAUACGGGGGUGAAGCCGUAUGCUUGUUCCAUGUGUGACAUGCGUUUUUUUCAACGUUAUCAUCUGCAGAGACACAGCCUCACUCAUACGGGGGUGAAGCCAUAUGCUUGUUCGAUGUGUGACAUGAGGUUUUUUCAACGUUACCAUUUGGAAAGACACAGUCUGACUCAUACUGGAGAGAAGCCGUUUGCAUGUGACAUGUGUGACAUGCGGUUUAUUCAGAGGUAUCAUCUUGAGAGACACAAGCGUGUUCACAGUGGAGAGAAACCUUAUCAGUGUGAACGUUGCCAGCAGAACUUCUCGCGGACAGACAGGCUGCUGAGGCACCGGCGCUUGUGUCAGGGUCGUGGUGUAGCUAAAGUCGAGGCUCAGCCAUGCUCUUUCUCGCAGGAACCUCCCCAGGCCCCUCCGACCACCUGGAGUCCCCUACACCCUGCCACAGGUCGUCUGGCUGUCUGAUAUAAUUCAUCCAGACCAAACUUGAGAAGACAGCAACACAUCUAGACCUCUGUUAGGCACAGUGGUGCCAUCUGAUGGAGAAAUGUGCUAUAGAGAAAUCAGGAAAGAAGUCCAAUCUUCUGAUUCUUUAUUUGAAGAAAGUGGGGAUUUCCCUUUAAUUGUUAAGGGUUAUUUUAGACUUUUUGGUAAUGUAACACUAGGGUAAAAGGGGGAAAUAUCGAAUCACCAGCCAUCUAACCAAAAAAGUUAAUAUAUUUCAUGAUAAACAACCCAGCUUUUAUUGACAUUGCUUAUACUAACAGACAUUGAUUCCUACUUACUUAAUGCAAGUUAAAAAUAAGUUCAUGGAUAAAACUGCAUCAUAUAUGAUGUGGAGGCCUGCUGUAAAGUGCUAAGGUUGUACCCUACUGUCCAGAGCACUCGGGUAAUAUCUGACUACAAUCAUGAAUACUCCAUGUCCAUGUGGAAAUGCACAGUGUAUAUACAUAUAUAUUCAUUUAAACAUUCGCAGGCUAUUUCUCAAUUACAAUUUUGAUCUGAUAUUGUAACUAUGAUGUGUAUAUAACCGUUGUUUAACGGUAACGUAAGAGACAUAUGCAUUUCUUGUACCAGCUCAUGGCAGUGUCCAAGAACAAACAGCUGGUUUGUUCUCUGGCAUCGCCAUGAGCUGGUACAAGUAAUGCAUCUGUGUCAGGAGUCACUGUAAAAUGCUGUUAACAAAAUGUGCAGGUCAUAUGUCAUCCCAAGUAAAAAGAAAAAUACAAGUUUGCAUAAAGACAUUGUUCUAGGACCAAGUUUUUGCACAACAGUACAUCUCUUCAGAAGUCGCACUACAGUCAUACAAAAACCAUCUCAUUUAUGUGAUGCAACGAUUCUUAUGCAUACAAGAAAGUAAUGUCAUCAAUGUAAUGCAGAAAAGGAUUUUAUGAUACAGAUGUGAUACAGAAAAGAUCACAGUAUUGGAUUAAUAAGAAUGUAAUUGAAAAUAAUGAAAUGGCUGUCAAGCGAUUAAUUGAAUCCAGAAUUAAAUUUUGGGAUAACAUAAUACUGUAUAUGUCUGUGUACUGUGCAUAUUUAUAAAGUAUCUAUAAGCACAUACACAAACAUGUAUGUAUGAUAUGUAUUAUGUAUGUGUGUAUAUAUAUAUACAUAUAUACACAGACAUGCUCAAAUUUGUUGGUACCCCUCUCAGGUUUGAUGGGUGUCUUCUCCAGGCUGCAAGUUUCCGGUCUUUCCAUAGCUGUUCCUUAGGAUUCAGAAUUUCAGAUAAGGACUCAUAGAAGGCCACUUCAGAAUAGUCCAAUGUUUUGUUCUUAUCCAUUCUGGAGUGAUUUUAGCUGUGUGUUUUGGGUCAUUAACAUGUUGGAGGACCCAUGACCUGCGACUUAGACAGAGCUAUCUGACACUGGGCAAUACGUUUCGCUCCAGAAUGCCUUGAUAGUCUUGAGAUUUCAUUGUGCCCUGGCUUUCAAGGCACCUUGUGCCAGAUGCAGCAAAGCAGCCCCAAAACAUAACAGAGCCUCCUCCGUGUUUCACUGUAGGUAUGGUGUUCAAUUCUUUGAAAGCUUGAUUUUUUCGUAUGUGAACAUAGAGCUGAUGUGACUUGCCAAAAAAACUCCUUUUUGGACUCAUCUGUCCAAAUGACAUUCUUCCAGAAGGAUUGUGGCUUGUCAAUAUGAAUUUUAGCAAAUUCCAGUCUGCCUUUUAGUGUUUUUCUUCCACCUUGGUCUUCUUGCAUGGAGACCACUUUUGCACAAAAACCGGCGGACGGUGCGAUCAGAAACUAAUGUACCUUCACCUUGGAGUUCAACUUAUAUUUUUUUGCCAGUUAUCCUUGGUUCUUUUUCUACCAUUUGCACUAUCCUUCUGUUCAAUCUAGGGUCGAUCUUCCUCUUGCGGCUGCGCCCAGGGAGGUUGGCUACAAUUCCAUUCACCCAAUCAACUAAUAAAAGUAAAAAAAUCUCUCACGCACCUUCUCCGGAUCGGUUCCACCUGUGUUGAAUGAUCUGCCCGCUGCUACAAGAUCUGCAGAUUCUGUAGCCAUCUUUAAGAAUCAUCUGAAAACACUUCUCAGGAUAACUGGCAGAUCUGUCUUUCUUCAGCUUCUUUGCUUUAUUCUAUGACAUACCAAAGGCAUGCAAGUAUACAUGCUACGAUAACUUUUAUUUUCAUCACUCUUCGAGGAAUGAAGUAUUAUUUCAAUGAGCUGUAAGGGUACCAGCAAAUUUGAGCACGUCUGUGUGUAUAUAUAUAUAUAUAUAUAUAUAUAUAUAUAUGCAAUAUGUUCAUGUAAUAUGUUCAUUUAUAUUUGCCAAUAAUUUAAAUCAUCUGUUUAAUUUUUUGAUUUUUUUUUUCUUAAAAAUUUGUAUGAAUGUGAAUGUGUUUUAAUACAAAAUCAUUAUGCACAGUACACAGACAAAUAUUAUGUAAACAAAUAUUUUAUUCUGGAUCCAAUUUUCAUUUUAUAGCCCUUGACAGUCAAAUGCAUUACUCUUAUGAGAAAUCUGGAUAACUUGGCUGAAUUGUAUUCCUUCUGCAAAUUUUGUCUAUUCAAAAUGUGUCCUUUUGAUUUGGUUGCAUAAUAUGAUUUGGACAUGUUUUGUUAGAUACUGUUUGCUAAUGUAUCUAAAUGGUAAAAGACCCACACUUUUAUGUACAGAUUUAAACGUGCAACAUAUAACAAAGUUUUGUGGCCUUAGGAUGUGUUCAUGUGUUUGUUUUGUGUGCUUUUUUAUUUUUACCUAGGUGAUAAAAUAACAGCAUAUUAUUUAACCAAAGUAUUCAUAGAGGAUUUUUUUUGUUUUUUUUAACGUUUUAACUUUAUUUGAGUAUUUACAAGCACAGCUCUAUAGAAUUCUCUCUCUUAUAUAGAUUUGUGUGUUUUUCCUUUAUUUCUGAAAAUCCUUAUUGUUAAUGUGUGUGUCUGCUUUCAGCACAUGGGGCCACUGGCAAUGAAACGUCAGAAAUCUUAUAUUGAAAGGAUUUAAAUGGAUCUGUUUGUUGUUGUCUAUUCUAUUGUACACUUGAUUUCUGCUGUUCAACGAGGGUCUCUUGUGUACAUUUCGAUACCAAUGGACAUGCUAGUGUUUGAAAUUGGCAUUUAACAUCAGAUCAUGUUGUGGUGUAUGUUAGCCACUUCCAGAAUAUAAUUUUAGAGGGAGCUCAAUUGUUUAGAGUAUUUUAUUGAUGUACGGUUUUAUUUCAUUUUAAUCUUAUAUAUUAUAAUAUUGACUUGAUUAUAGCCCCUCUAAUUCCAUAACAAUGCUUUGUUUUUGUUUGGACCUUUUUUUCUACACUAAACCACUGGAGAGAUAAGUGUAAUCUACAAACAAAUACUAUAUAUUAGACGAAGCCUCUCUCCAAAAUGUCAGUUUGAGUGAUUUGGUUGAUAUUUUGAGUUUAAGAAAAUACUAACUGAACAGAAGACACCCUAUAUUGAUGUUUUUUGGGACAGACACUAGCAAUCGCAUCUCUUGUAGAUGGUUUGUUAUUUUGUAUUGCUUUAUAUUGCUGUAAAAACAUAAUUGUUAUCAUUUUCUAUAGCUGAAUGUUUUUUGGAAACUCUUGAUUGCAAAAAAACAUGCUUAUUGUUGUAAUAAAGAGCUUAACUGUUUUUUAAAUUAAUGAAGACAACCUUGUGAUGUGAUUAAUUUUCAUUAUGUGGAGAUAAGAAAGGGGCUUAUGCAUAAAUAAAAUAAAAGUAUGUUUUGCUUGUU
Messenger RNA from Triplophysa dalaica, 5416 nucleotides. RefSeq names its product zinc finger protein 740a (gene znf740a). The record is from RefSeq and is a predicted model, not a curated record. Gene Ontology annotation, molecular function: DNA-binding transcription factor activity, RNA polymerase II-specific; RNA polymerase II cis-regulatory region sequence-specific DNA binding. Gene Ontology annotation, cellular component: nucleus; PcG protein complex; transcription regulator complex. Gene Ontology annotation, biological process: regulation of transcription by RNA polymerase II. NCBI's taxonomy places the organism in Eukaryota, Metazoa, Chordata, Actinopteri, Cypriniformes, Nemacheilidae. The coding region runs from base 321 to 1700 and encodes 459 amino acids. The transcript has 15 exons.